This is a messenger RNA of Neomonachus schauinslandi (Hawaiian monk seal), 852 nucleotides long. RefSeq names its product protein MEMO1-like. NCBI's taxonomy places the organism in Eukaryota, Metazoa, Chordata, Mammalia, Carnivora, Phocidae. The record is from RefSeq and is a predicted model, not a curated record.
AUGGUGAGGCAAGGAUCUGGUGGAAGCCAGGGACACAACAGGGGUGAUUGUUUGCUCUUCUGUGAGGUCUUCCUGAAGAGUGGCAGUACAAACUCCUCAAUCCAGAGACAAGACAGCUGGAUGAUGCCAUUCUCCCCACCCCCAUCAUCACUGACCAAUCUCAGUGAGCAAAACAGCACCAUCCGUUGGAGGCUGCAGCCACUUACACAAAGCCACAUACCCCUGCACCUUGCAGGUUCAUCUCCAUUAGGCAGCACAGGCACCAACCUUUGCAUUGACCAAAAGAUUUACAGAGAACUAUGGAAGACAGGAAUGUUUGAACACAUGUAUCUGCAGAGAGAUGGAGAUGAACACAGUGUUGAAGUGCAUUUGCCUUAUACAGCUAAAGCCAUGGGAAGCCAUAAGGAUGAGUUUAUUAUUCCUGUACUGGUUGGAGUUCUGAGUGAAUCAAAAGAAAAGGAAUUUGAAAAACUCUUCAGUAAGUAUCUAGUGGAUCCUAGUAAUUUCUUUGUUGUUUCUUCUGAUUUCUGCCAUCGGGGUCAAAGUUUCCAUUACAGUUACUAUGAUGAUUCCCAGGGGAAGAUUUAUAAAUCCGUUGACCAUCUAGAUAAAAUGUAUGUGAGUAUUAUAGAACAACCUGACCCUAUAUCUUUUAGAAAUUACUUGAAGAAAUACCAUAAUCCUAUAUGUGGAAGGCAUCCCAUUGGGGUGUUAUUAAAUGCUAUCACAAAGCUCCAGAAGAAUAGAAUGAAUAUGAGCUUUUCCUUUUUGAAUUAUGCCCAGUCAAGCCAGUCUAGAAACUGGCAAGACAGUCCAGUGAGUUAUGCAGUGGGAGCACUCAUGGUCCACUGA